AUGCCGUCUUCAAAAGCGAGAAAUAGUCCGUCUGAGCGGCGCGACCGUCUUACGCUUGCGAAGUUGGCUAGCUACGACGACGUUGCGACCGAUGCGCUGGUGGAUCGGGCCUACUUCUGGACGAACACUCGCAAGAAUCGAACUAAAUACAACCCCAUCCGCGGGAUCGUCGAAGACGAUAUCGCCCACAUCAUCCUUCACGAUGUCAUUGUCGCCAAGGACACCGUGAAGGCGGAACGGCAGCUACUGUCCACUUCCGGUCUCAAGAAGUAUCUGGCGAAGCUCUCAAACGACCGCGAGAAAGAAUGGUUUCGUCGACACCUACGCAAGUACAUUCAGAUGUACCUCCCGGACUCGCCAUUCGAGGUCAUGACCACCAAUCGCUACACGAUCACCGAGCACGAAGCGGCCAUAUGCGCCCGCAAGUUCAUCAAGCAGGGCGAGGAGAUCAAGUAUCUCGGCGGGACGCUGGUCCCCGUCACUCGCGAGGAAGAGCAGGAUUUGGAUUUGAAGAGAAAGGAUUUUAGUAUCGUCAUGUCGAGCCGACGGAAAACACCCUCCUUCUUCCUGGGACCGGCUCGGUUUGCUAAUCAUGACUGCAAUGCGAACGGGCGACUGGUCACCCGUGGUUCCGAGGGCAUGUUGGUGAUGGCUACGCGCGAUAUUUACACCGGAGAAGAAAUUACGGUAUCUUACGGCGACGAUUACUUUGGGAUUGACAACUGCGAAUGUCUCUGUCUGACGUGCGAGCGAGCCGUACGCAAUGGGUGGGCGCCGCAUGUCGAUUCGGAGGACUCGAGCCCCGCGUCGACGCCAGCCUUGCCCGACGACGCGCUAUCGUUGGACAGCCACUGCUCGCCCAGGAAACGCAAGCAGGGGGCCGACCCGGACCCGGACACCUCGCCUUCGUCCACCCCUCGCAAGCGUGCCAAAUUCAUGCCACAAAGUUCCAAAUUGCGAUCCGAGGUGUCGCUGACUGAAAUCACCACUACGGUAGAGUCGACGUCGGAUCAAUCUCAGAAUGGCGUCGCGCUGCCUUGUUCCACGGAAGUACCAUCAGCACUGCCACCUGUCGAAGUCGCGGCAGAGUCCACAACCGUUAUGAAAAUCGUUUCGGAACACAAAAUCAAUGUAGAAACCACCCGAUUGCCUCCGCCCCCUGCCGUGGUCGGUUGUGAAUCGCCUUCGUCCUCGCUGGAGGCCAGCGAAUCGCACGGCUCCUCGACUUCAACAACCGCCACGUCGGUGUGUGAGGUCAAGAUCAAAGUGGAGGAAACCAUUGAAGUUUCGCCUCGCGAACCGAACGACCCGAUGCCGAUGUCGACGCCGACGGCGACUGUUGAGCCCGGUCCGGAGCUACCCGAAAAGGAGCGGCUGCGAAGGGGCAGCGACAACGACGCACUGUCCGAUCUGUCCGACUCGCUGGAGCUCGACGAAAAGCUGGGCACCGUGGUCGAGCGGACGAGAGGCUCUCGAGGCUCUCGAGGUAGGCACGCCGUCGUUCCGUCCGUGGAGGCCGAUUCACGCCGAGCCCGCGUUCCUGGUGACUACACCAAAACCUCCAAGUUACUCGCACAGGCCUACGAUCGGUGGGUAGACUGCCAUACAUGCAAUGCAUGGUUUGUACAACCCAACUCCUACCUCACCCGCCGAGAAUGUCCCCGUUGUGAGCGCCACUCGAUGCUAUAUGGGUUCCGCUGGCCCAAGACCGAGCGUGAGGGACCGUCCGAUGACGAGGAGCGCGUGCUGGAUCAUCGCACCGUGCAUCGAUUUCUUUACCCUGAUGAAGAGGCGCGCGUCUCCCGCAAGGACCGUGGAGUGAGCUUUGGAAUCACCCCGACGCCGGAGCUGUCAGAGCCUCGCACGGAAACCGAGGACAGCGAGGCAUGCGAGGAGCAACAGCGCCGCAACACUCGGGCCAGCCGACGGCGGACUCGUUCGCUUCGCAUGACCAUGUAA
Messenger RNA from Aspergillus affinis, 1959 nucleotides. RefSeq names its product SET domain-containing protein. Gene Ontology annotation, molecular function: histone H4K20 methyltransferase activity; protein binding. Gene Ontology annotation, cellular component: nucleus. The coding region runs from base 1 to 1959 and encodes 652 amino acids. The record is from RefSeq and is a predicted model, not a curated record. The transcript is spliced from 2 exons. Lineage: Eukaryota; Fungi; Ascomycota; Eurotiomycetes; Eurotiales; Aspergillaceae.